Messenger RNA from Dendrobium catenatum, 661 nucleotides. RefSeq names its product ethylene-responsive transcription factor ERF014-like. NCBI's taxonomy places the organism in Eukaryota, Viridiplantae, Streptophyta, Magnoliopsida, Asparagales, Orchidaceae. Bases 5 to 529 code for a protein of 174 amino acids. Gene Ontology annotation, biological process: regulation of DNA-templated transcription. The record is from RefSeq and is a predicted model, not a curated record. The transcript has a single exon. Gene Ontology annotation, molecular function: DNA binding; DNA-binding transcription factor activity.
UCCCAUGAAAACCCAAUCCCCUUCAACUUCCGGCGGCGGAGACGGCGCCGGCACCGCCAGCAAGAAGCCCUUGAAGGGAGUCAGAAUGAGGAGAUGGGGAUCAUGGGUGUCCGAGAUACGAAACCCCCAUCAAAAAAGCCGUAUUUGGCUCGGCUCCUACUCCUCGCCCGAAGCAGCGGCCCGUGCCUACGACGCCGCACACCUCUGUCUCAAGAGCUCCUCAGCCUCCCUCCUCUCUCCCAAAUCCAUCCAACGCAUCGCCGCCACCGCGGCCGCCGACACCGCCUCAUCUCCGCCCCCUGCUGAGCUUAUAAAGUCGACGCCUUUAUCCGACAAUAACUCUUCCUCCGUCGUCGCGAGUUCGGCGGAGGACUCAUGUGUUGACUUUGGCGAGUUCCAGCUGUCGCCGCCCAAGUGGUUCGUGGAAGAUCAUAUGAUGAACCCAUCGGGUUUCUCCACUACAUGUCUUCAGGCCGAAGAGUUGAAUGAGAUCGCCGGCGAUAUCACCCUGUGGAGCUUCUUGAAAUGACAGGGAAAGGGCGAUGUGCACAGAGAAAUUUUAUUUUAAAAUAAGUAUAAUACAUAAUUAAUUAAUUAUAUUUAUGUUAUAGUUAUUUUAAAAUAAAUUAUUUCAAAAAAUGAGCUAAAAAUUCAGAUCAAA